ACGGUGAAAGGAUUCACUUCAUUUCAGGGUGCUCUAGCAAAAGUUGUUGCUGAUGCCGAUACUCAAGCCAAGGAUGUACGCCAAAUUAACGCUCAUUUCAUGUCAGAAACUGGAGUGAUAGAAAUUUUCGUAACUCUUGGACCUCAGCCGGGAGAUUCUGUUCGCCAGCUAGCUAAGCUCACUGGAGUCUAUCCUCUGCCACCGGAGUUCUCCCUUGCUUAUCAUCAAUCACGUUGGAACUAUAACGAUCAAAAAGAUGUGAAAGAGGUUCAUGAAGGAUUUGAUGAGCACGACAUUCCCCUCGAUGUACUUUGGCUAGAUAUCGAACACACGGAUGGCAAACGAUACUUUACUUGGGAUCCGGAGAAGUUCCCGAAUCCUUCCGAAAUGAUUGAAGAUCUCUCGUCGAAAGGUCGCAAGUUAGUCACCAUUGUGGAUCCUCAUAUCAAGAAAGACAAGAAAUAUUCUGUUUACGCUGAUGCAAAGAAACAGAACUUCUUGGUGAAGAAACGUGACGGCACUGUUUAUGAAGGCAACUGCUGGCCUGGUGACUCGAGCUACAUCGAUUUCAUCAAUCCAGAAGCACGCGAGUUCUGGGCUGAUCUGUUCGCAUUUGACAAGGUUCAUAGUUUUGCGUUUCAGUACAAUGGUUCAACUAAAGACGUGUACACAUGGAACGAUAUGAACGAGCCGUCGGUGUUCUCCGGUCCUGAGGUCACAAUGGAAAAAGAUCUCGUCCAUCAUGGAGGCCUCGAACACCGUGAAGUUCAUAAUGUCUAUGGUUUUUAUCAGCACGAGGCCACUUAUGCCGGUCAGUUGGCCAGAACGAACAGCGAACGACGACCAUUUGUGCUCACGCGAUCGUUCUUCGUUGGUUCCCAACGUACAGCAGCUGUAUGGACUGGCGACAACAGGGCCGACUGGGCUCAUCUGAAGGCUACAAUUCCUAUGCUUCUUUCGCUCGCGUCUGCAGGCCUCGCUCAUAUUGGAGCCGAUGUCGGUGGCUUCUUCGGGAAUCCUGACGAGGAACUUUUGGUACGAUGGUAUCAAGCGGGUGCCUUCCAGCCAUUCUUCCGAGCUCAUGCUCAUUUGGAUUCAAAUCGUCGAGAGCCGUGGCUGUUCAAUCAGACGACCACUGAUGCUAUCCGUGAAGCCAUUAAGCGGCGCUAUCAAAUGCUCCCAUACUGGUACACUUUGUUUUACGAGCACACACUGACCGGAAAGCCACCCAUGCGUCCAUUCUGGAUGGAAUUCUCUGAUGACGAGGCAGCUUAUGAUGAAGAUCGACAGUGGAUGGUCGGCAACGCUCUACUUGUAAAACCAAUCGUUGAAUCAAACCCUGUGCAAGCGUCGCUCUACCUCCCAGGAAAGCGAGAGAUUUGGUACGACUGGGAUACAUCGAAACCGCGGCCAUCACCGGGAGCCGUUCAGUCGCCGGCCACCUUGACGUCUAUACCAUUGUACCAAAGAGGAGGGACCGUGAUUCCUCUACGGGAGCGUGUAAGACGUUCCAGUGAACUGAUGCGCGAUGAUCCUCUCACUCUAUACAUCGCAUUGAACAUGAAAGGAGAUUACGCCAAUGGUACAGUGUUCCUUGAUGACGGCGAAACGUACGCGUACAAAAAUGGCGAAUACGCCUAUUGGGGAAUCAUCUUCAGGAGAGAACACGAUUACCUGCACACCAUCAUCAAUAAGAAUCUGGACAAGAAAGGAACGUUGGAGAGCGAAGUACAAAUCGAAAAAAUCAUCAUACGUGGAGCUAAGUUCUAUCCAAGGACUGCACAUAUCUACCUGGAUGAUUUUACUCCUGAGCCUCUCGAUUUUGAGUACGAUCGUGACAGCCAUCUGAUGGAGAUCAAGAGUCCGAACGCUUAUCUGACACGAGACUUCAGAAUUGAUCUUCAUUCCUAG
Messenger RNA from Ostertagia ostertagi, 1911 nucleotides. The record is from the annotation of a GenBank genome assembly. Lineage: Eukaryota; Metazoa; Nematoda; Chromadorea; Rhabditida; Trichostrongylidae.